AUGGCAAAUUUAUUCAUGACCGAGGAUGGCGCUCAAGGCCCAACCACCGACUUCGCCGAUCAUAUAUCCGAUCUACGCACCGCUUCAGUCCAGCAUGAUGGGAUAGCCAUUGGGUUUCGACGCAGAAUGGAUCUAGACGACUCUAGCACUAUAGACAUUGGAACGAGCGGCACUUCAGUAUCACACGAUCUCCAAUCUGACGAGUCCGACUAUUCCUCCGAUUCAACCAGCUCUGCGGAUUUCGAGUAUCAUGGAAAUAGUGUGCUUUUUUCGCCUCUUCCUACACUAUCUGUCGCGCAUACCAAGACUCGACCACGUUUAUUUGCAGCGAAGCUUGCCAAGCAGCAUCAGAUUGUCGCAGCUUCAGGCGGAAUUCAAGCCCCGCAGCCUCCUGGUUUCCCGAUUUCUUCGCGAUCCUCUUCUCGGUCUGCGAGAUCCGCCCCAGCUUUUGAUACAGAGACACACGAUUCCGAUAAAGACCUUGGUGAGAGAAUAGGGAAGUUUUGGAUUAGGUUAAGGAAGCGACGAGUGACUGUAUUGAAUAUUUUGGAUGAGCUGAAUGAGAAACGCAUUCAGCUCCAAGAUGCGCGCCGACGGAAAAGCGAACUGGAACGUAACAUCUUCCAAGAUCUGAGACUGGACCUCCUCGAAAAACACCGUAAUGAGCUGGAGCAGCGCCUGCAAGCAGCUGAGCGCGCGCAAUUCGACGUCGAAGAGGCCGAGCAGGCUGUAGAGUCAUUGACCGAUGACCUUAAUGAUGCUGAGAGAGAAAUUGAGAUCAUGGAAAGGCGCUUCUACAGCCAGGUUCUUGCAAGUGAUUCCGCACUAUCAACAAGAGAUAGUAUUUCUGCUAGGCCAUCUCGCCCUCCAUCCAGAGCUUCUCUUUUUGGUAUAAGUCGUGACCGACCAGAUCUUGUCCAUCCGCUGUACAUGCAACUACGCGAAGUCUUUGGAAAUUUACAGCUUGCCAGGGAAGACCUCCAUAACUUGGUAUUCAGGCGCGUCGCCAUAGAGUCAGGAGACGUGCAGCUCGACGAUGACAAAGUGAAGUUCUUGGAAACCUUCCCAGAGCACCAACGCAAGGCUGAGGAGAAAAUAAGACAGUUAACUAUGGAAUUCGACCAGCUCCAGGCUGAAUGUCAAAUGAGAGGUGUCGUUCCUGCCAGCAUUCCUUUCUACGAAGACGAGGAUGGAUAUAAACCUAUCAUUCGACAGCUGGAGGACCCAGCUUUGAAUCUUCUAAACUCUGCACAUAGUCCGUCAGCUGAGGAACCAGCGACUCUAUCGAACGAAAUCCAUCCGAUUCUGCUAUCGAAUCCAAAGCAUGUCUUGCAAAACCCGCCACUGACAACGAAGCAAGCUGUGAAAAAGGCAGUGUCAAUGCCAAAGAACGACCCUGGCCGAGCGCAGGCUAUUACCGAAGCUAUCCAAGAGCAUGGCAUCGACUCACUCUUUUCUACAGGGCAGCCCGGAAACAAGUUCGACUACAUUAACCGCUGGCUGCUCCAUAAAAUGAGGACAUCUGCUAUGGAGGUUGAAGUUCUAGAGUCGGUGUUUGACACUGUACUAAAGUACAUUGACGGCCACCAAUGGCAGCUCGAUGUGUUAGCAUUCUGGGCCAGAGACGAAGCUGCCCAAAUGCGAAGCAUGUCUAUUGCUAGUACCGUAACCUCAACGCCGAGCGAUAGGAGAGCCCCAGUAACUCAUUCUUGUGCUCCUACAAAUGCUCAACCCGAGUUCAAUACUGAGCUAUCCCAUGUUGGAUCUUGGGAUGAGUCCGAAAAAACUCCACUGUCGGAACCAACGAAGCAGCACCUCGACCACAGCCUGCAAAUUACUACUGCCGCCGCUAAUGGCCAUGAAGACGACAAAUUUUGCAAAACUCCCAAAGCAUCAAGUCUGGAUGGACAGAACAUCGAUUCGGCUACAAAGCUCGCCCUAGACACAAGGGAUGAGACGGAAACACUCAGGCCGAGGCGAAGGGCUAGCUUUGAGAUACCAGCAGAACGAGCUUCAUCAACCUCUGACUCAGAGCACCUAAUGUUCCAUACGCCGAACGAUUCCCCAAACUUGAUGCAAACACUGCAAAGCACAGCCAUGCUCACAGGCGACUUGUAAUUUCGGGAUGUAUUGCUGAAGAGGUUUGUCUUCUAGUAUUAGGCAGGAACCCUGAUACCCUCAUUUGUAUUGUAUCUGUGUCGAUUGGGGCUCUCGUCAGAUUGCUGACUGGUGUAUUUAUCCGUACAUGACGCUCAAAGUUUUGAAUACAAUAUAUGUACCACAAGCAGUCUUCAUAUUGUACUCAUAUGUUAUACCAUCCUCCAGGUGUAGAUCACCAAACGGCCACACCAAGACUCUCAAGCUAUCUCGAGGGAAGCACCACUGAUCGGCGGAGAGUGCGGCACUGCGUUACUAGAUCACUCAACUAGCGACAAAAGAGGCCGCGUCCGUUUAAGAAAAGUAGCAACAACACGAUGAGCAUCAAAUCAGCGGCAGUCAACCAUGUUGCCACGAACGAUUCCGUGUCAUCUCGUUAAUUCAGUAAGCCCUGGUGGCCAGGUCGACCACGACGUGUGUGUGUGU
Messenger RNA from Truncatella angustata, 2583 nucleotides. RefSeq lists its product as uncharacterized. Bases 1 to 2118 code for a protein of 705 amino acids. The transcript has 2 exons. The record is from RefSeq and is a predicted model, not a curated record. Lineage: Eukaryota; Fungi; Ascomycota; Sordariomycetes; Amphisphaeriales; Sporocadaceae.